This is a messenger RNA of Suncus etruscus (white-toothed pygmy shrew), 2112 nucleotides long. RefSeq names its product abhydrolase domain containing 6, acylglycerol lipase (gene ABHD6). Bases 1 to 1200 code for a protein of 399 amino acids. The record is from RefSeq and is a predicted model, not a curated record. The transcript has 10 exons. NCBI's taxonomy places the organism in Eukaryota, Metazoa, Chordata, Mammalia, Eulipotyphla, Soricidae.
AUGGCGGCAGUUGUGGAAUUGCGCUGCACACCUCAAACUUUUGUGCCUAUGUUAGGGUCUGGAGUCGAAGGACGGGACCACACAAUUGAAAUAAAGCAAAGCAAAGCUUUAUUCUGUCCACCAAUAAGCUACAAACCAGCCAGCCAGGGCGACCUCCUGCAGGAGGGCCUUGAGGUCUGUGUCAUUCUUGUUGGGCUAGAAACUGAGCCCUCAAAUGGAAGCUUAGCAUUGGUUCAACAAAAUGGAGUCCCUUCUGCUCUAGGCUUCACACCUAGGGUCUCGGUCCCAAACUGUGGAGCUGCCAGGUACUGGCGGAGGACGCUGGGGAUGCAGGUUCGCUAUGUCCAGCACGAAGACUACCAGUUCUGUUAUUCCUUCCGGGGCAGACCUGGCCCCAAGCCUUCCAUCCUCAUGCUCCAUGGAUUCUCUGCACACAAGGACAUGUGGCUCAGCGUUGUCAAGUUCCUUCCAAAGAACCUGCACUUGGUCUGUGUGGACAUGCCAGGACAUGAGGGCACCACGCGUUCCUCCCUGGAUGACCUCUCCAUAGAUGGCCAAGUCAAGAGGAUACAUCAGUUUGUAGAAUGCCUCAAGCUGAACAAAAAGCCCUUCCAUCUCAUCGGCACCUCCAUGGGUGGCCACGUCGCUGGGGUGUAUGCCGCUUACUACCCCUCGGAUCUCUGCAGUCUGAGUCUGGUGUGUCCGGCUGGCCUGGAGUACCCCAUUGAUAACAAAUUCAUCCAACGGCUCAAAGAACUGCAGGCCACGGCCUCCAUUGAGAAGAUCCCCUUGAUCCCCUCAACCCCGGAAGAGAUGAGUGAAAUGCUGCAACUCUGCUCCUACGUCCGCUUCAAGGUGCCCCAGCAGAUCCUGCAAGGCCUCGUGGAUGUCCGCAUCCCUCACAAUGGCUUCUACAGAAAGUUGUUUUUGGAAAUCGUCAGUGAGAAAUCAAGAUAUUCCCUCCAAGAGAACAUGAACAAGAUCAACGUCCCGACGCAGAUUAUCUGGGGGAAGCAAGACCAGGUACUUGAUGUGUCUGGAGCAGACAUGUUGGCCAAGUCGAUUGCCAACUGCCAGGUGGAACUUCUGGAAAACUGCGGGCACUCGGUGGUGAUGGAAAGACCUAGGAAGACAGCCAAGCUCAUUGUGGACUUCCUGGCCUCUCUGCACGAUUCAGACAACAACAAGAAGCUGAACUGACACCCUCCAGCAACCUGCAUUCCACACCCACCUUCUGCUCCCUUCUAAGUCAGAACGGCCCCCAACUUCUCAGGGAUUCUGCCCCAAAUGCAACUACAACCCCUACGUCCCUGAGGAAGCCAAACAUCUCCCCACCCUGCACCCUCAGUCUCUAAAGAGCCUCCAAGCUUCAGAGACCACAGGAGAUCUCCAAGAUAUUUUUUUCAUAAAAUGGAAACCCCAGUGGAAGGAACUAAGAAAACUCAGCUGUGAAAUCUACCAAGACAUUUAAAUAUGUGUCAUGUCACAAAUAUUUAAAUAUGCUCAUGUCACAGAACAGCAGCUACCUUGGACCGUCACUGCUGUGGCUGUUUUCUUUAAAGCAUUCAACCCAGACAAAAACUCGGGGUCAUAUUUCUCUUGCUUUAGAUAUUCUUCCCUGCAUGGUCCAUGGCUGUUUUAGGAGCGUUAGUCCCCACUGCUGAGCUUCCUCUUGUUUCUGUCUGAUAAAAGUUUUGCACAGACCCACCAGUGAAUGCAUUAUCUAUGCAGUGCCUGGGAGGAAGGAAGCGGGCUCAGCCCAGAGAAGAGAGAGUUUGACCCCCAGAGGUGAGGCUUGUUGGAGGGAACCCGGAACAGUUUCAUUACAAAGAACAUCUGGUAGGUGGGUUUCCAGAGAAUAAAUCCUUAUUUUUUAAAAAAUAGGACUAAGAAAGCAAUAACAUUUUCUCUAAAGAUCCAUCUUGGGCUCCACACUGAAGCAUCCGGUGGGCCUUUUUUUCUAUUUUGCUGUGCUCCUGAAACCCUUGGAUGUAAAAUAAUAGUCAGUUAAUGAAUUCUGUGAAUUCUGUGAUCAGUAAUGUGAUUGGAAAUAAGUCUAACACUGUAAAAGUGACCACCAUGACAUGAAAUAAAUUUAAUAAGUCUAGAUUA